ACCUGACUUCGCACAUGGCUGAGAUCCAGACUUUUUACGCAGGAGGUGCCCUCGGCUUCCAAGGCUCGUUGCACUCCUCUAUGAAAAGGAGGAAACGUCGCGUAGGCUGUCACGUGAGGAUCUGUAAACGACAGGGGUCUCGACCUCUUGUGUGCCACCGCACAGCACACGUGUAUGUGUCCCAGACUCACAACCUGCACAGCAACCUAGAGAGGGAAAGCCCUCCCUAGAGUUUGUAUGUGUGUGCACAGCACUCAUUCCUCAACCGAACCAAGACCCAGCUGUGCUCCUGUUUUGCCUCCCCCGGAGUUGGCGGGCCUCAGGGUAGACGCAUGCGCGCUGUCAAUGAGGGGCCCCGGUCCGCGCUUGGCUACAGCUGAAGCCUCAUUGCUUCUCCGCCCGGGUCAACUGGCGAGCGGACACGCACUAUACGCAUGCGCGCCGCAGAGCCUGUAGCCCUCGCAUAGGUGGGGUUUUUUUUUGUUUUUUGUUUUAACCAAUCGUCAUCCGAGGCGCACGCAAGCGCAACCUCCCGCGUGUAGGAAAAUGGCGGGGAAGUUAGAGCCUUUGGCAAUGGAGCCGCCGGAAGUUGUGGAGGAGACCGAGGAGGCUGAAGGGCAGACCAAGCCUUUGAAGGUGCCUGAAGACUUGCUGGCAAUGGUGAAAAAGCUGCACAAAGAGGGAAGUCUGGAGCCACAGAUUGAAGACCUGAUUAACCGGAUUAAUGAGCUUCAGCAAGCAAAGAAGAAAUCCAGUGAGGAAAUGGUAGAGGCCCAAGCUCUCUGGGAGAGCCUGCACAGGGAACUGGACUCCUUGAAUGGAGAGAAAGUUCACCUAGAGGAGGUCUUGAGCAAAAAGCAAGAGGCACUGGGGAUCCUCCAGCUGCACUGCCAGAGGAAGGAAAGUGGAGCUCAGAGGGUUCAGGUUGAAGAACAGCUGGAGAAUUUGAUGAGCCAGCACAAGGACCUCUGGGAAUUGCACGUGAGCCAUCCUCAUUGCCUCCAACCAAAGCCCUUCCUCUCCUGGCUUCUGUGUCCCCACAGACUGGCUCGGUGCCCACCCACUGCUCAGCCCCAACUCCAUGAGAUAGUCCUUGUCUCCUUUCUUCCUCUUACCCACCUAGUCACCCCUCCCGCUUUUACCUUAAAUCUAGUCACCUCUUACCAUCCCGCAUUGCCAUGUCUAGCAUCUAUGGCCCGGCCUGUUGCAGUAGCCUUUGCCGAGCAUUCUGCUUACUUCCUGCUCACCUAGAGUUCGCUCCCCUUGCAGUGGCAAAUGGGAACCCUGAAAAAGCCAUGGUUUGAUCAUCCCUUCAUUCAAUUAAUGUUGCUGGAUGCAUCCAGCAACAUUCCAAGCAGGAAGAGACAGUGAGGAGCCAAAGGGGUCAAGGAUUUGUUGUCCCCAGGAUGGUUGGGGGGGUGGAGGGGGGCAUACUCAGACUCCAAACAAAAAAAUAAGUAGAUAGAUCAUGUAAUGUCAGUGGGGAAGGCGUCUCUAAGCAGGUGACAUCUGAAUGCAGACAUAAAGUAAGGGAGGAAAACAUUCAGGUUUCGUGGUGCAAAUGCUCCCGGAAGCAAUGAAAGGCAAUGCAAAGGCCCUGAGGCUGACGCGCGUCUUGGGUAUUUGAA
Messenger RNA from Neofelis nebulosa (Clouded leopard), 1628 nucleotides. RefSeq names its product synaptonemal complex central element protein 1 like (gene SYCE1L). Gene Ontology annotation, cellular component: synaptonemal complex. Bases 547 to 1251 code for a protein of 234 amino acids. NCBI's taxonomy places the organism in Eukaryota, Metazoa, Chordata, Mammalia, Carnivora, Felidae. The record is from RefSeq and is a predicted model, not a curated record. Gene Ontology annotation, biological process: synaptonemal complex assembly. The transcript has 7 exons.